AUGGAGGGAAUUCACAUGCUGAAAGACCUGCUUCGUCAGGGAGACUUCAUGACAAAAGUCGAUCUGAAGGAUGCCUACUUCACGAUCCCAAUGGACUUGAACGAUCGAAACUGUCUACGCUUUGUGUGGCAGAACAAACUCUACCAGUUCAAUUGCCUGCCCUUCGGUCUGUCGUCAGCUCCGUGGGUCUUUACCAAGACCUCCAGAGCAGUAGUAGUCGUUCUGAGAUCCCUCGGUCUGAGAUUGAUAAUCUACAUAGACGACAUCUUGAUCAUGGCAGAAAGCCAAAGCAAAGCAAUCGACCACACGGGCGGUCUGAUUUUCCUUCUGCAAAAUCUGGGAUUCGUGGUGAACUUCCCGAAGUCGCAACUCACUCCAAGCAAGGAAGUAGAGUUUCUUGGUUUCACGAUAAACUCAGAAACCAUGACAAUGAAACUCCCAGGCGAGAAAUUGAAGAAAACUCGUGCAGAGGCAAGAAAGUUACAUCAGGAGCCUCAUCAAUCAGCGAUUGUGGUUUCUCGCCUUUUGGGCAAACUGAACCAUGCAGCACAAGCAGUGCCGCAAGCUCCUCUGUUUUACAGAAACCUUCAAAACUGUCUCCAAGCCUCCUUGGAGGAGGGCUGUCAGGACUACAAUCAUCCGUGUCCGCUGACAAGAGAAGCCCUGAACGAGCUAUCUUGGUGGAUAAAUCACCUAUCAGAAUGGAACGGUCGGAACCUUUUGUCUCCCAAACCAGACCUGGUGAUAGAAACAGACGCGUCGACAAUUGGUUGGGGUGCGGUGUGUCAGGGCAACCGCACGGGUGGACCUUGGACACACUCGGAAAGAGAGAUGCACAUCAAUUGUCUCGAACUGCUGGCAGCAUUUCUGGCUGUGAAAACCUUUGCGAAAUCUCGCAAAAAUGUUACAAUACUCCUGAGAAUGGACAACACAACAGCAUUGACGUACAUCAACAAGUACGGGGGAACCGUGUCAGCGACCCUGAACCAUCUAACACGAGAUCUGUGGUCAUGGUGCAUGGAGAGGCAGAUAGUUCUGCAGGCGACCCACCUGGCAGGAUCCAAGAAUGUAGUCGCGGACGAGGAAUCGCGGACGAUGAAAGACAGAUCAGACUGGAUGCUUCAUCCAAGAGUUUUUCAAGUAAUCAACAAGAUCAUGGGCCCCCUGGACGUGGACCUGUUUGCAUCUCGGCUGACUCACCAGCUUCCGCUAUUUGCCAGCUGGCGGCCAGACCCCAUGGCAAUGGAAACGAAUGCAUUUUCUCUGGAUUGGACCAGAUAUCACGGAUAUGUGAAUCCGCCAUGGAACCUGAUCGGCAGAACCUUAGCCAAGGUCAAGGAGCAAGAAGCGCAGGUGAUACUGGUUGCCCCGGUGUGGCCCAGUCAGCCAUGGUACCCGCUUCUGCUGGAGCUGUUAAUAGCAGAGCCACUCCUCCUACCGGAGAUGGACAACCUCAUCCAACCCACACACAGUGUGAACAGACCCGACAUAAACCCUCGUCUAGCCGCGUGGAACAUCUGCGGAAAAAGUUCACGAGCAAUGAAGUUUCAACAGAGGCUUCAGACCUCCUCAUCGCAUCGUGGAGAGAGAAGUCUAGUAAGACGUAUGAUUCCUUGUUUAACAAAUGGAGUAGCUGGUGUUCUGAACGGGACUCAGAUCCCUUUUCAAGUGAUGUCUCUGUCAUAA
Molecule: messenger RNA, 1686 nt
Organism: Sycon ciliatum
Lineage: Eukaryota; Metazoa; Porifera; Calcarea; Leucosolenida; Sycettidae
Exons: 1
Coding region: 1-1686 (561 amino acids)
Source: RefSeq, a predicted model, not a curated record